UCGGUAACGACGACGCACUCAACCGCGUCCUCGACCACCCGAUGCUACAGUGUAUACUAUCCAUGCCCUCCGCUAUGCAAACACCCUCGUUCCCCUCGAAGCUCAAGCUCAAGCGCUCGAACCUGCUACAUCGACCGACCAAUCACAGACGCCGUCUUUGUCUAUCGCUUCGGGCGUCUAUGAACAUCGCACCCGCAUGCUCAGUGAGGCCAGCUGCUCGUCCUCAUACAUAAUCUAGGAACGCAGGCGACGCAGCACGCUGAGGCUGUCGGACAAACGGCUUGUUCUGGCCCUGAUUGCUGCACUCUAUCUGGAACCUAUCUGCCAAUCCGGCUCCCUGCCCAGGCCCGAUGCUCAUACACCUGCCGCUCGGCGCACCACGAUAGCUUGAGUCCCCGGACCGCAAUAUGCCUCUGAGAAGCACAGCUAUAAAGCCCUGGAAGCGCUCCCCUAGGGGUGAUCGCUCUUCUCUCCCGUCCAAGAUGGCUAUUGACAUCGCAUCCUACUCGAACGAGCCUGUCACCCUCGCCAUCGUGGGCUGUGGCAGCAGAGGCAAGGCAUAUAGUGCGUACGCUAUAGCUGAGCCGAACAAAUGCAAGGUCGUCGCGGUUGCAGAGCCGCGUCCCAAGACGCGGAAGCUCAUGUCCGAGGCUCACUUCGUUGACAAGACGCUCGUCUUCGAGUCCUGGCAAGACCUCUUGAAGGCAUCUGAGGAGACAAUCAACACGGUUGGGAAACGUCUGGCUGAUGCUGUCAUCAUUGCAGUACAGGAUCGCAUGCACUUGGAAGUCACACUCGCCUUUGCGGAGCAAGGGUACCAUAUUCUCUGCGAGAAGCCUAUGGCGACCAGCGUUGAGGACUGCAUCAAGAUGGAGGCUGCCGUGAAGAAGGCUAACAUCAUCUUUGGUAUGGGGCAUGUUCUGCGUUACUCCCCAUACAACAAGGCGGUAUCCGAGAUCGUGCUGUCCGGUGAACUUGGACAGCUGAUCAACGUCGUCCAUGUAGAACCGAUUGGCUACUUCCACUUUGCGCACUCAUAUGUGCGAGGGAACUGGUCGAAGGAGGAAGAAUGCAGCUUCUCGCUUAUGACCAAAAGUUGCCACGACAUCGACCUGUUGUGCCAUUGGCUCAGCCCCAGUGGCACGCCCAAGCGUGUUUCUUCCUUUGGCUCAUUGCUGCACUUCCGAAACGAGAACAAGCCGAAGGAGGCUAGCGAUGCUAAGCGGUGCUUCGACUGUGCAUAUGAACGUACAUGUCCAUAUAGCGCAAAGAAGAUCUACCUCGACCCUCUGCAGAAGGGUCAGAUCGGCUGGCCGGUCGCUACGAUCGUAGAUGGGAUCCCGGACAUCGAGAACGUAACGUCUGCUCUGCGCCACGGCUCGUAUGGGCGUUGUGUGUAUGAGCAUGAUAACAACGUCUGCGACAAUCAGGUUGUGAACUUGGAGUACACCAGUGGUGCGACGGUCUCCUUUACCAUGAUCGCCCAGACCGAGCGCAUCUGCGAGCGGCAGAGCCGGCUGCACUUCUCGCACGGCGAGAUCAUCGGCGACAUGAACACCUUCACCGUGACUGACUUCCGUACGGGCAAGACGACGCACCACGCGCCCAAAAGCGAGGGCGGCAACCACGGCGGCGGCGACAUCGGGCUCAUCCGCACCUUCGUAGAGGCAGUGCGCACCGGACAGCAGGAACUGCUCGGCACGAACGUGAGCGAGGUGCUCAAGAGCCAUCUGACGGUGUUUGCGGCGGAGCAGAGCAGAAGGGAUGGGACGGUUGUCGAUUGUGAGAAGUUUGAGCAGGAGGCGAAGGCUCGGGUGCUUGUCUGAGUGUGUUUGUAUCUUCCUUAUUUUUUAGUGCCAUUGUUUGGGACAAAAUGUACAGCAUGUACUGGUUCCCAGGGAGUGGUCUAGUCGAUGUGCAGACUGUUCACUCCGAU
Molecule: messenger RNA, 1936 nt
Organism: Rhodofomes roseus
Lineage: Eukaryota; Fungi; Basidiomycota; Agaricomycetes; Polyporales; Fomitopsidaceae
Exons: 6
Coding region: 408-1826 (472 amino acids)
Molecular function (GO): nucleotide binding
Source: RefSeq, a predicted model, not a curated record